This is a messenger RNA of Exophiala xenobiotica, 1800 nucleotides long. RefSeq lists its product as uncharacterized. The record is from RefSeq and is a predicted model, not a curated record. Bases 399 to 1685 code for a protein of 428 amino acids. Lineage: Eukaryota; Fungi; Ascomycota; Eurotiomycetes; Chaetothyriales; Herpotrichiellaceae. The transcript is spliced from 2 exons.
GGCGCCGACUGAAAUGUGACGAGGUGCGACCGUCAUGUCGUUACUGUUCCACAGCCCAUCGUCAAUGCGACUGGCCCUCGACGAGUGACCUCUACGACCGAAGGCACCGUCGGCCGUCGGGCUCCUCCACGCGUACGGAGACGUCGCCGGGUGAUAAAGGAGUGACGCGUAUUUUCGAUGAAACCGAUUCCGACCUGGACCUCCUCCUUCUGGAGCAGUGUGAUUCUGGUGGUGCUAAAGAUGAUGCCAGCUUUGCGCGAUCAUUGUCGCUGUCUCGGCAUGGCUAUGGCUUCCACCAGGCAGGAUUUGUCAAAAAUCCCAUCGUGCAGACGACCAUCCGGUCGGACCUGGAGGUCACGUUGUUCCGAUACUUUAGCGACUACUUCCUCUCCGUGUUGAUGCUGCGCAACGCACAUCCCGGCUUCUACGCCGACUAUCGGACUUGCCUGGGUCGACUCAUCUUGAACUGCGACAGUGUCAAGUGCGCCAUCCUGGCUUGCUGCGCGUCCAAUAGGUACAUGCUUGACCGCGAUCCUUCCCUGCGAGAAGUCUCGCUGAGGUACUACACGCAAGCCGUCAGACAAGUCAACAGGGUCCUCACCACGUCGGAUUGGGCCUGUGAAAGCCCCAGCGAUCACCUUCUGACCACCGUCAUCUUCCUGUACAUCAAUGCACUGUGGGGGCCAGAUCUCGAACACGACGCCUCCAAACACGUGGCUGGCGCCAUGCAUCUGCUCAAACUUCGGUACAGCAGCAACAAUGCGUCGUCGUCGCUGUCUAUGACCCGGCCCUUCGACCGCAUCACGGCAGAGAGUGUGCUCUACCAGGCGUUCCUGCUGUCCAUGAGACGGCCCUUCGCCGUCGACUUUCAAAUCGACCAUCAUUUUCUCGCCUCCACGGAACACAUUCUCGAGUCGCCAACCUUCCAGGACGCUUCGUCGGCCGCGAACAGCCCCGUUUUGGGCGUGCCUCUGCCACUCUAUCGGCUGAUCCUGGACGUGAUCCAACUGUGCAAUUCUCCCAGUGGGGUCGAUGCUCAAACUUCCUCCCAAUUAAAGCGUGAGAUGAAAUAUUGGGAAACAGUGGCCAUUGAAGUGGACGAUGAUUGUCGCAUUUCACAAUCCCCAGCAUCAACGCCCUGCCCAUCGCCGCCACAUCAGCACCCACAUCCGCACCCUGAAGCUCUGGCUCUGUACGCGCUGGCCGGCUCCUUGCUGCUUGACUGGAUGGUGGACUUACCUGAGUUACAACGUAACGUGGACAUUUCCUCCCCACAAUAUGGCCGCAUAUCUAGCUUAGGCGUCUCCCAGUCACGCCCGCCCAAGACGGCGUCGUCAUAUACGUCCUUUGACUCGCCCACUGCCUCACCCCCUGCACCACCUCCUCUUUCUACGCGAAGCUGGCAACUGUCGCGGGCCCUGGAGAUUCUUCACCGGCCAACCACGCACGAGACGUGGACGCGCAGUUUUCUCGGCUGGUGGCCGCUGCUGAUUUUCGGCUACGUGGUCACGGAUGAUGAUGACAUCGAACAAAUCAAGUCCUUGUUGCGCUGUAUGCGCCGACGCAUUGGCUACGGCGUGGUUGAGCGUGUGCUAUAUGAGUUGGAGGCGGUCUGGCAGUCGAGGCGGACCGCGGAUGAUCAUCAGAUGUCACUUGUGAAGCCUACAAAUUUCGAGAUGGGCUAGUAAAAAGAUGUGGGAGUUUCCAUGGCGACAAAAUCAUUGCACUUCUAGAUUGUAAAGAAUCAUGAGAGAUGCUGGUCUCGUCUGUAAAGGAGGACUCGUCGUAUAUGACAGGAUU